AUGCCUGAUUCUGAGUGGCCGACGAUGAGCGCAUCACUCUCAGACAUCGCGUUAAAGGAGAACUCGCGCGCGACAGUUCAAAUCGCUAGCGUAACGGAAUCAUGGGAGCUCGCAGACCGAUAUUCCUCGUGGCCAAAGCUCAUUCGAAUGAGCGCGUACAUUCUUAGAUUUAUAUCGCGGAUUCGAAGGCGUGACGAGAUCGCUCUUCGGUCGGAAAGUCCGUCUUCAUUGACCGCGAGCGAAGUACGAGCUUCAAAAAAAUUUUGGGUGAGAUACAUUCAACGCCAACUUUUCCCGCUCGAAAUACGCGCUCUCACUCAAAGUAAGUCGGUUCCUUCGAAGAGUCCACUCGUCUCUCUCAAUCCGUUCCUGGAUGAAGAACAAAUAAUUCGGGUUGGCGGGCGGCUAUCUCAGGCCCCGAUACCCGCUCAAGCUCGACAUCAGAUAGUACUCGGCUCUCACCCGCUGGUCCGCUUACUCAUUUUUCAUACUCACUUGCGCACUCUUCAUGCAGGAACGCAAUUGACCCUUGCUACGUUACGGCAAGAAUUCUGGCUACUCAGAGCUCGAAGCACGGUCAGAUCGAUUCUGCACGGGUGCGUAACCUGUGCUCGCGAGAGAGCUCUCACUCCAUCUCAACUAAUGGGAGACCUUCCCAAGGUCAGAGUGACUCCUCCCGCGCGCGUGUUCCUUCACAGCGGGCUGGACUAUGCGGGUCCAGUACUAAUUCGAUCGCGAUCGGGUCGCGGAGUCGCUUCGGCAAAGGCGUAUAUCGCACUAUUCGUGUGCAUGGCAACACGCGCCGUGCAUCUCGAACUCGUCGAAGGUUAUUCUACUCCCGCAUUUCUCGGAACCUAUUCCCGUUUUGUAGCGCGGCGAGGUCUUCCCGAAUCGAUUUAUUCUGAUAAUGGGACUACCUUCGUUGGGGCGGAUCGCGAACUCGCUGCAGCGUUUCGCGCAACUCUUCGGGAUCCCGAUUUGCAGAAUCGCACGGCCGCAGAUAGUGUCUCGUGGCAUUUUAUACCUCCUUCCGCUCCUCAUUUCGGAGGGUUAUGGGAGGCCGGUGUCCGUAGCACAAAGCAUCAUAUUCGGCGUGUUGUGGGGGCUCAUACUCUGACCUUCGAGGAGUUCUCCACGCUACUAUGUAAUAUCAAGGCGUGUUUAAAUUCGCGUCCAUUGGCAUCUCUUUCUGACUCGCUGGAUGACUAUAAUUUCUUAACUCCGGGGCAUUUCCUCAUAGGCUCCGCGCUUAAUUCGAUCCCGGAGCCCUCGCUGUUACAAGUCAAAGAAAAUCGGUUGACGAGGUGGCAGCUCGUUCGCCAACUGACCGAACGUCUGUGGAAAGUUUGGCAACAAGACUAUAUUAAUACGCUGCAACAGCGAGUUAAAUGGAAGCGCGUAAAUCCACACGCACUUCGGGUCGGACAACAAGUCCUAUUGCGAAACUCGCUCCUCCCUCCGUGCAAAUGGGAGCUUGGGCGGAUUAGUCUGUGUCAUCCGGGAUCGGACGGUCUGAUUCGUGUCGUGACCGUUAAAACAGCGUCUUCGGAGUAUAAGCGGCCUAUCAGCAAAAUAUGUAUUUUGCCAAUCGACAUCGAGAAUGCGUCUAAUGGCGAGGACAAAGCGUCGUCUUAA
This is a messenger RNA of Solenopsis invicta (red fire ant), 1635 nucleotides long. RefSeq lists its product as uncharacterized. Bases 1 to 1635 code for a protein of 544 amino acids. The transcript has a single exon. The record is from RefSeq and is a predicted model, not a curated record. NCBI's taxonomy places the organism in Eukaryota, Metazoa, Arthropoda, Insecta, Hymenoptera, Formicidae. Gene Ontology annotation, biological process: DNA integration. Gene Ontology annotation, molecular function: nucleic acid binding.